Messenger RNA from Corvus hawaiiensis (hawaiian crow), 933 nucleotides. Its product is annotated as histone H3. Gene Ontology annotation, molecular function: DNA binding; structural constituent of chromatin; protein heterodimerization activity. Gene Ontology annotation, cellular component: nucleosome. Bases 153 to 563 code for a protein of 136 amino acids. The transcript is spliced from 2 exons. NCBI's taxonomy places the organism in Eukaryota, Metazoa, Chordata, Aves, Passeriformes, Corvidae. The record is from RefSeq and is a predicted model, not a curated record.
UCCUGCGCGGGAUUUUCAAACCCCGCCCGUUGCCCAAUGGGAGCCGUCUCUUCGCGCUGGCCAAUCACAGCGCGCUGACGGCCAUAAAUAGCGGCCCCGCAGAUACCCCUCGGUCAGUCCCUUCGUUCCGGCGUUGCUGUUCUUUCUGGGAGAUGGCGCGUACGAAGCAGACGGCGCGUAAGUCGACGGGCGGCAAGGCGCCCCGCAAGCAGCUGGCCACCAAGGCGGCCCGCAAGAGCGCGCCGGCCACGGGCGGCGUCAAGAAGCCGCACCGCUACCGGCCCGGCACGGUGGCGCUGCGCGAGAUCCGGCGCUACCAGAAGUCCACGGAGCUGCUGAUCCGCAAGCUGCCCUUCCAGCGCCUGGUGCGCGAGAUCGCGCAGGACUUCAAGACCGACCUGCGCUUCCAGAGCUCGGCCGUGAUGGCGCUGCAGGAGGCCAGCGAGGCCUACCUGGUGGGGCUCUUCGAGGACACCAACCUGUGCGCCAUCCACGCCAAGCGCGUCACCAUCAUGCCCAAGGACAUCCAGCUGGCCCGCCGCAUCCGCGGCGAGCGUGCAUAAGCUCGUUGGCAAACGGAAGAUUCAGACCAUCGAAAACCCAAAGGCUCUUUUAAGAGCCACCACAAUAUCACAAAAGAGCUGUUAAUUUCUAGUCGUGUUGGAGAUGAUGUUUUUCGGGGGGGCUUUAUGUUAGCGAGAUCUUACGUCUCAGGAGAGCCUGAGAUAAAAGAAUGCUGCCAAGUCAAAACUGGAUGUGAGCAAGACCACUGUGCUGGGCAGCUGAGGAUCAACUUGAGCGUUGCUGUUGGUAAUCACGGUGCUUUUGCAGGUGAUUUUUAGAUGCUCAGCAAGAUAUUUGUCUAGGACUGGUCCUGGCUCUUUAACUAUCCUCCUUGGAUGAACCGGCUCAAAUUAAAAUCAUUGCUUGGAA